AUGUCAAUAAUGCUAAAGAUUGUUGAAACACAAGUAAAGUCUGAUGAUUAUGAGGUAACAACCACCAACGAAAGUGCUUCAAGCGCCUCAAAAAACCAUCAAGAAGACACGCCAAUUGAUGAUGAAUCCGUAGAGAAGUCGAAAAAAAAGAAGAAGAAUGAUAAUAAUGGUUCACCGAAAAAGAAUAUGACAGAUACUGUUACUAAAGUUAAUCAAGAAUCGCUAAGCACAAAAGAAAAAACAAUGCCAAGUUCAUUAGCCGUCACGGAUGAUACCGAGAUUGAUAAACCGAACAAGGAAAGUACUAGUCCCAAAAAAAGCAAAAAGAAAAUAUCUAAAAAAACUCCCGCAACACCUGAGGCAGAAGAGAGAACUAAUGGGACAGAUCAAAAGAAGCGCAAAUCUAACAACGACGAUGAUGAAUCGUCUCAAGAUCAGAAAAAAAGCAGUCAAUUUAAUAAAAAAUCUGUUACUAAUGUUCCUCUGAAAAAACAAAAGAAACAAAAAUCGGGCACAAAAGAAGCAAAUAAAUUACAAAAAGUGGAGAAAAAUGACGAUAAUAAAAAAGAAACGACUGCUUUAGAUGUAACAAAGAAACGUAAAUUGGAAUUUGGCCUGGAAAUUCCUUCUGCCUCGGAAUCUGAUCAAAACUCUGCAGAAGAAUCUUCUACUACUCGGUACCUUAAAAAGCCAAAAUUAUCUGAAAAUCAAGUAGUCACAUAUGAUGUAUCUGAUGCCUCUAUUGAUACCGACAAAAAAUCUAAAAUAAACACCGUCAACGGUGCGUCAGAUAGCAAAAGGAGCCAAGACAAUGGUAAAAACGAAGAAUUUGACCUAAAAACAGCUAUACCAGCUACGAUUCGUGAACUAUUCACGAGCAAAAAGAAUAAAGAAUUAACACUCCAUCAAAUCGAAGAACUGACUAUCCAGAAUCUCAUGGCUGAUUCAAGGAACAAAUUAACCAAAAAACAAAUAAAGAAACAAUUCGCCAAGACUGUCAUUUUGGUUAAGAAUGAUGAUAACCCGAAUAUUUUCCUCAA
Ambispora leptoticha is the source of this 1040-nucleotide messenger RNA. The record is from the annotation of a GenBank genome assembly. NCBI's taxonomy places the organism in Eukaryota, Fungi, Glomeromycota, Glomeromycetes, Archaeosporales, Ambisporaceae.